Messenger RNA from Drosophila takahashii, 944 nucleotides. RefSeq lists its product as uncharacterized. NCBI's taxonomy places the organism in Eukaryota, Metazoa, Arthropoda, Insecta, Diptera, Drosophilidae. The record is from RefSeq and is a predicted model, not a curated record.
CCGAAUUGGACCAAGGCAUCAUUGGGUUCCAUACUAGUGACACAGCAACAUCUUCAGUCAGUUCGAAUAGUUCGCCAAUCUCCCAGAGAACUAUAUCUUCAGAAUGAAACUCUUCGUCGCCGCCCUUACCAUUUGCCUGGUGGCCUUUGCUGCAGCCCAGUCGGCAGAUCCCGCUGCUGCGUUGGAGCCGUCCGCCGAGUACCUGCCGCCCGUCGGCGAAGUGGAAGCGGCCCAGCUAUCCGACGCCGGCUACAAGUACAAGACGGUGCGCCGGCUGAAGCUUCGCCAUCGCCGCGAGGUGCCCAGCCAGGAAUACCUACCGCCAGUGGAUAACGCGCCCAGCCAGGAGUACCUGCCGCCCGUGGACGCCGCGGCAAUCGGAGACACCAAGGUGGCGAGCGACGGCUACAAGUACAAAACUGUGCGCAAGCUCAAGUUCCGUGCCCGACACCGCCGCGACGUCUCCGAGAUCGCGGAGCCCAGCAACGAGUACCUGCCGCCCGUGGAGGUGCAACUGGCCCCUGAGCUGAAGACUAUUCUUGGGGACGAUGGCUACAAAUACAAAACUGUGCGCCGGCUCAAACUGCGCCGCCACCGUCGCGAGGCUGCCGCCGAGGAGGCUGCUGCCGAUGCGGUUCCCGCCGGGGAGUACCUGCCUCCCGCCGAGGCUGCCGUCCCCGCAGAAGCCGAGCCCAAGGCCGCCGAUGAGGGCACCGAGCUCGCCAAGGACGGAUACCGCUACAAGACAGUGCGCCGCCUGCGUUACCGCCACCGCCAUUAAGACCCUGACCCGAACCUAGGCACAUUGAACCAAAUUGAUCCUGAUAGUACACUCGGGAAGUAGAGUCGCCUCACUCGACUGACUUCCCGCUCUUGCUCCUUCCUUAUACUUAGGCCUUCAGUCGUCUCCGCAUGGAAUAAUAAAAUUUAUUCACGAAAAACCA